This is a messenger RNA of Colias croceus (clouded yellow), 5138 nucleotides long. RefSeq names its product C-Maf-inducing protein-like. Lineage: Eukaryota; Metazoa; Arthropoda; Insecta; Lepidoptera; Pieridae. The record is from RefSeq and is a predicted model, not a curated record. The coding region runs from base 459 to 3074 and encodes 871 amino acids. The transcript is spliced from 14 exons.
GACCGUUAAAUAUACCAGCUAUAGUACGAUGACAGCGGCAGCCAGUAGUGCUCCGUUUGCGCUCACUGCUUUGCAUUAGUUUAUUUGAGGCAGAUUGUGUUUCGUUUUCAACGCAUUGUAGAAAAAUUCGUAGCGUUUAUGCGGGAAAUGAUCUAUUGGCCUUAUCUAUUUUCAUAGUUGUACACAAUGAUCAGUUAGUUCAGUGCAUUGGCGUUGGAAGCCUAUUAUGAAAGUGAUAUCUUUAACAUCGAUCACAUUCGAGGGCUUAGACUGAAUAUGUGUGGAUUUAGCCCAUCUAGAUAAAAUGUAAGAUGCAUUAUUUUAAAUCCAUGUUUUAGUUAUUAUAUAGCAUUUACAGUGAACGGCACAAUUUUUUGUGCUAUUUUUCAAGUUAACACUGCAUUUAAAGAAAAAUGACUUAAUUGUUAAUUCAGACGCAAACAAACAGCGUUUUCACAAUGCCAUCUCAUAGUCAGGAGAUAAAUAUCGAUAUAAAUUCGAAUGAAGAUUCUGGGUCUAUAAACGAGCAAAAAGAGGACAAGAGCAAAGAAAUGAAGUACGUAAACACAGAUAGUAUUGGAAACAAUGCGCCAGCAGGCCUUAGCUCGGACCAAAAGCUGGCAUUUGCGUUGCGAGAUUUUUUGGGCCCGUCUAACAUGGUUCUUGGCGAAGAAUCGCCGUCUCCGUCCAAUAUUGAGCAAAAACUGCCUUACAUAGAUGAAAUAUUAGACACUGAAAUAAAUAAUUCCGACGAGGAGCCUCAGACCUGUCAGGAAACGGAGGAAGUGUUAAAUAACGCAGCAUGCCGGUUGAGGCGGUGGCGUGCAGCGUCACGUAAACUUCGUAGACCUCGCAUUAUAGAUAAUUUGUGUGCUAGCAAAGAGUGUGGUGUUGCCGGGAAGAGUUUUAGUGGUGGUCAUACAGAUUUGGCGGAUCGUUUACGUAGCCUGGCUGCGACGGGCAGCAUGUCUGCCUCGGCCGGAGAGUUGUUGUCGCUGGCGCCGCCGCAGGCCGCCGCCACAGCACCGCCCUCGCCGGGCUGUUUGCUGACACCGAACCUGGCAGAUCAAAGCUCAGCUGAAUAUUUCGGUUCAAGUCCGGAAUGCUGUAUUGACAUCGUAGGGUCAAAGAACACAAAUACAGCAGGCACUCCAGUACCUCCUCCUGGACCACGAUAUAAACUGGCAACUGAAGCGACCUUAAGAAUUUGUUCCUUCCAACACACAAGAACAGUGGUUGAUAAAAUUCUGGCAGCAAAAUUCUUCCGAAGAUGGGAGACGCAUAUCCUGUGCUUGUUAGAAGACCACAUAGUUUCAAAGGCGCCCUAUGGACAACUGGAAAAGCCGCUGUCCUACAGCUGUAUGCAAGAGGUAUACUGUAUAUCACGGUGGGACCCGGCGAGGAAGUAUUGCUUACGGAUAGUCAUGCCUCAUGGUUCACUCCUUUUGCAGGCAAAUGAUGCAUAUACGAGGGAUCAAUGGUACUAUUCUAUAGUGUGGAGGAGAAACAUGAUAAGAUAUCGGAAUCUAUUGACGAAAUCUGUAAGAAAAGAAAUCGUAUUAAAGGAGUUAAAGAACAUGGUAGACUUCGUGAUGACAACACCGUUGCAAGAUGAAUGUGUGACGCGGACGCCUCUGCAAAUACUAACCGAUUUACUUUCAGAGAACAAAGAUAGUCCAGACUGGGAAGAAUGGGCAGAGAUAACCACCAGUGCCGCAUCUCCUCUACUAGCUGAAAGAGGAGUGAAUGGGGAGCUAUGUGCCCUACUGGCCCGCCUCUGCAGGCUACGGCCGCGCUCAGCUCCUCUGCCAGCUCUAGCACCACCAGUGAGACGAGUGCUUACGAGAAAUGUGGACUUCGGGAAGGCUCCACAUGCAAGGCAGUUCGUCAGAGAUUACAUAAGUGCCUUAAGUGCUCACAACUCCGGGCCGAGUCUUGUCCGUCGCUUCGUGGAAGUGACGCAUGGCAACCGCGCGACGUGCCCGCACCCACGGGCCGCCCCCAACUUGGCCGCGGUUGUUCUAGCCGCUAUAGAUGAUCACUAUCGGAAUUACACGAUGCCGCAUCAAUGCGACGAUACUGAGCAUGAAGUGCUUUGCUUUGCUGAUAUCUUGGAGCAUAUGUGUGAAUACGAAGACUGGCUAUCAGUGGUCGGCGGGGUGCUCCAACCAGUGCCACUAUGCGCGAACGCAAUGGCGUGUCCGCGUAUCGCGUUCCGGCUGGGCAACGUGCUGAGCGCGCUGUCCCGGGACCAGCGCUGCGCGGUGCACGGCUGUGUGUCCCCCGCAAGGGCUGCUCGACCCUGCCCACCGUCGUGGUUACGAGCGGCUGCACCGUCGGAUCCCUUGCUGUCGCUACCGCACACUAAGCUGUGCCAGCUCUGGGGUGAUAUGGUGCAGGGGUUAAUUAACUGUUGCUGCAAGAGGAAAAGUUUCCUACAGAGCAUGAGUAAACAACUACCGGACUUUAUUAUUGUUGCGUUUACGGAACAUCCAGCAGCUUUAGAAUCACUUUGCCUUAUGCUCGAGUGGGAGGUAGCCAGUGGAGAACAGACUCAGCUAGAAAUCAUAGCAGCUUUACAGGGAACACAAUUAGGAAAACAAUAUUACACAGAUUUGUGCGAACGGCAGAAAACAUUACAGAAACUGCAAGCUCACGGAGGUCCUAAACGUUUGGCAUUGCCAGUGCGAGCGACUGACGAAGAUGUGGCAGCGUUGUUAGAGGCUGGAUCUCUUGGAAACUUAGAAUGUUUAAGUCUCGCUUUCACAAGCGUAACAAGCGCGUGUGCACAUCAUCUUAUCAAAUUACCUUCCCUUCGAUAUCUAAACCUUUGGGCUACAAAGUUUGGCGACAGUGGCGUUCAGUUAAUCGCAGAACAUUUACCGCGUCUGCAAGUUUUAAAUCUUUGCGAGACACCAGUGUCUGAUAAGGGCAUUGAGGCGCUAUCAGGUCUAUCGAGUCUUCGCAGAAUAAAUCUAAACAGUACAAAAUUAUCAGCUGAGGCGUUCGAGACGUUGCGCCAACGGUUACCACAGCUGCAGGAAUACGACGUGCGGUACACUGAAGCGUGGUGACGAAAUCAUCACACCACUUUUUACGGCCAACAUAAUUAGCAUAUAAAUUAUUACGCUUAUCAACCUUUUGUAAAAGUGGAAGAAUCCUACCUUACUUCAUUGUGGCGAAUCGCAAAAUUGAGUCAUAGCCAUUGAGUUACUAUGUACUACGUAGUAAGUAGUAACUCGAUGGUCAUAGCAAGAUUAGAAUACAUUAUGUUAAAACGUUAUUUUAAUGCAUACUUAUAAGAUUAGAUCGUAAACGGCACAACCAUACUUAGCAUUUAUCUAUUAAUAAAUAAUUAAUUUAUAAAUAUUCCGGAUUAUUUUGGUGCGCACGCGUGUUAUCGUUAAGUUGUUAAAUGGAGGAUAAGAGGAUUAAUAAAUGUAAUGUGUUUAACUUACAUUUAUAAUUUCCAAACAGUUGCAUUUAUUUACAUUUGCAAAACUAUUAUAGAAAUAAGAAUUGUAAUCGGGUUAGAAUAAAACUAAUACAUUUAAAUAAACUUAGUUUAAAUUUCAGAUGGUCUAAACGAAUUAUAAAUGUAUUAGUUUCGGGGGUAACAAUUCAACUGGGAGAUAAUUUUAAAUAUGCAUAUUUAUUUGUAACCAACAAAAGUAUUAAUAUCUAGUUCUACUUCAAUUAUAAUUUAGUUUUGUUAUAGACAAAUAAAAUCUCGAAUUUCUCAUUUCGAAUUCGUGCAUUUGUUUAUUCCAGCACAGUUAAUUAGAUAAAUUUUAUAUUUUAAUAGGUCACACAAGCCUACCUAUGGAUAGAACAUAACUUUACUUUAUAAAGUUUAAUGUAAAUAUGUCGUAUCUGUUUGAAUGUAUAUCUAUUGCUUUUAUAUUUUUAUUUUUUUCCUAUUUGAUGAAUACUCUUUGUUGUGUUUAAUGAAAUUAUUUGCUAUUUGUGUUAAAAGAGGUCAGUUAUUUAUAAAUCAAAAUUUAUGUUUAUCAAAAGAUUUAAAGACAACAUCGAUACAUUGUUUUUUAUUGUUUUAUGGAGAAGACAAAAUUAUCGGUCGAGAUAAUAAACUUGUUUGAUUGAUAAUUUCAAUCAAUCAAUUGUAUAUUGACGAUAAACAAUGAUACGUUUCAAAAGGCGCUCUUAAGAAAUGGGUCCACGAUUUCAGUUCAAAUUCCGCACUAAUUUUCCAAAUGUGAUGAAAUUUUUAUUUUACGAUCCGACAAAUUAAAUUUUAUAUUUUAUCAUUUAAAUAUUAAGUUUGUUAAUAGAAUACCUAUUAGUGAAAUCGGACACAGAGUAAACAUAUUAAACACCAACUGCCUACUGGUUCAGUGAACUUGUUUUAAAGUGAGUGAUUUAAAAGUAUUAUACGAUUAAUAAUAAUUAUAAAUUAAGAUAUUUGGGCUGUGAGAAAUAUGGGAAAUUGGUAUGAAUGAGAUACUGCGAUUGUGUUCUAUGUAAUGUACGUCUUGUAAGUGUAUUCCCGCCGUAAUAUUUGUGUCUGUACCCUGCGUUACACUACGAUAAAUAGAUGAAGAUUAAAUUGAUUUUAUUUAAAUUAAUUCAUGAUUCAAGCAAUAAAAAUAAAUAACAGACGUUUCUAUUUAGUUGAAUAUUACAGUGAAAUAAAAUUUCCUAAAUAGAAUUUAAUCAUAGAUUUUUAAUUGUCACAGGAAUAUAUCGCAUUCAUUACUUCCUAAUAUUGGAUUAUACGCACAUGACUACAAAACUGCAAACUGCAAAAGUUUCAUUCAAAGGUAAACUGAUACAUAUUUAACAAACACAAGACCAGAGAAAUAUAGCUUCUAUGAUUUGAUAUAUCUUUUAAAAUUAAAAUAGAUGUGGAAAUUUUUGUAGUUAUUCAGUAAUGUAAAAAUUGUUAUAAGUUAGCUAAGUAAACUCCAAUAUGUUAUGCUCCUCGUUAUUAAAAUUAAUUUAAUAUAGUUCAUAUAAAUUCUUCUUAAAGUAUGGCAACUUAUUCUCGCUCUUUGGAGAUUCUCUUAGUAAAUUUAAUACGCACUCGGUAAUGAUAAUUUAUAUGAUGAAGAGGUUAAGACUUAUUCAAUGUUGUAAGUACCUAUGCAGUUUUUUUAAUAAAAGAAUUAUUAAUGGAA